AUAAGGCAUCUCCACGGAGAACUGGGCUAACUGAGCUGAGAGGGUCUAGGAGGCCCAGGAGCCACAGGAAAUACGAAAAUCGAAAAAAACGAUUUUAGAAUAUUCCCAGGGCCUUAGAAAAAUCGCGAAUGGGCUUCCCCGAAUGGCAUGCCACGUACUCCGUGGUGAUCCCUUACCAACAGACACGUUCACCAUCGUACUUCAUGCGCCACCGCUGCGAAAUAUCGCGGGUGGACCCACUUCAGAAGCCUCACCAAUCUCCCCUAUAAUCUCUGGACCUGACACUUUAUCAUUAUUUAUUUUCAACAAUACUUUACACAGCAGCGGUGUAUGCACUCGUGGACGUAAAUUAACGACACGUUAGGAUCAAUAGGCGUUUAUUCUUACCUCCAGACAAACCAUUUAUUCUGACACUUGUCAACGAGCAACAGCAGGUGUUUGAGGAUCUCUACAAAGGACUGGAGCACUUCUCAACGAGUUAAUAAUCAUUCAAGAAUCCUCAAGAUGGCUCAAACCCAUGCUACAGGGAUCACCAUGAAGUCAUGGGGGACAGUUGCUGGGAAAGAAGUUAAAAUGUUCACCCUGAAGAAUCACAACCAUCAAGAAGUUGAUAUUCUCAAUUAUGGUGCUACUAUCAGAGCUGUUCGUACUCCUGAUAAGAAUGGCAAGGUUGUGGACGUUGUCCUGGGAUUCGAUAACAUCGAAGGAUAUCUUCAGAAGGACAACCCCUACUUCGGAGCGACUGUCGGGAGAGUCGCCAAUCGCAUUGCCAAAGGGACAUUUCAAUUGAAUGGUCUCGAGAUAAAUGUCUCCAAAAAUAUACCCCCCAACACCCUCCAUGGAGGUUUCAAAGGUUGGAAUUCAAAGAUUUGGGAAUCAACAAUUCGUGGGGAUGAAUUGGUCAUGACCCUUCUGAGUGAAGAUGGUGACGAGGGCUUUCCAGGGGCAGUUAUUGCUACAACUAUUUUCAGGCUCAAGAACGAUGGGACUCUGUCUAUUGUUAUGAAAGCUUGUGAUACCAAAGCUACACCAAUUAAUCUGACGAAUCACAGUUACUUUAAUCUGGCUGGACACGCAACGAAUGCCUCUGAACUCUACAAACACUCAAUUAUGCUCAACGCCGAUCGCUGGACAGUGACAGACACCGAUAGCAUUCCAACCGGUGAAAUAAGACCCGUCGCCGACAGUAUUAUGGACCUCCGAAGUCCUAAGAUACUGGGUGACGUAAUUAAUAAGGUCCCCGGAGGUGGCUACGAUUAUAAUUUCUGUAUUGUGAAUGGGGAAAAAAAUCGAGACAAUAAACUAGUCGCUAAAGUCAUCCAUCCACCUUCAGGGAGGACUCUCGAGGUAUAUGCCAAUCAGCCAGGUGUUCAAUUGUACACAGCCAACUUUUUACCAGACACCAACGCGACUGGAAUUUCAGGAAAGGAGGGGAAGAGCUACUUCAAACACGGAGCUUUCUGCCUGGAGACACAGAAUUAUCCUGACGCUGUUAACCACGUAAAUUUUCCUGAUAGCAUUAUCAAACCUGGUGACUUGUACUAUCACACUGUUGAAUAUAAAUUCGGUGUACAAGCGUAAUUGAAAAGCACAAUUAUCGAUUAACUGCGUUCUGAAUGGACCAAUAUAUGACGCAAGGUAAUGUAUCAGUUAGAAAUUAUCAGGAGCCGACCAAAUUAUGAUUUUUGAUUUAUCAUGAAGUUGGAUAGAUUAAUGGGGAAUCAAAUGAUAAACUCGAUUGAAUAAUUCAUUUUAAUAUUCUAUAGCUGCAGACAUGAUCCAAUGGCUGUGCAAUUUAAUGUGCAAUUUGUUACUCAAUAAAAGAAAAUAAUUUUGAAUAAAA
Messenger RNA from Diachasmimorpha longicaudata, 1843 nucleotides. Its product is annotated as galactose mutarotase. Gene Ontology annotation, biological process: beta-D-galactose catabolic process via UDP-galactose, Leloir pathway; glucose metabolic process. The transcript is spliced from 4 exons. Gene Ontology annotation, molecular function: aldose 1-epimerase activity; carbohydrate binding. NCBI's taxonomy places the organism in Eukaryota, Metazoa, Arthropoda, Insecta, Hymenoptera, Braconidae. The record is from RefSeq and is a predicted model, not a curated record. The coding region runs from base 505 to 1581 and encodes 358 amino acids.